Molecule: messenger RNA, 2268 nt
Organism: Amyelois transitella
Lineage: Eukaryota; Metazoa; Arthropoda; Insecta; Lepidoptera; Pyralidae
Product: pickpocket protein 28
Exons: 14
Coding region: 391-2058 (555 amino acids)
Biological process (GO): sodium ion transmembrane transport
Cellular component (GO): membrane
Molecular function (GO): ligand-gated sodium channel activity
Source: RefSeq, a predicted model, not a curated record
AUAGUGCCUCAAUUAAUUCCUAAUUAAAUUUCUGGUAAUUUUCAUUAGCAAACAACGUGUGCAACCAACAAAUACACAUUACACUAAUUGACAUUGGCUUUGUUUACACCCAAAUUAAUUAAAAUUGAGGUCUUUAAAUUACAAGGAUUGAACAAGUGACUCGAAAAUGUAUAAUUUUACCCUCAAAAGAUAGAAAAGGCGGCCCUGUGUAGAUUCAUCAUUCGAUAGACGCAAUCAAACGAUUAGUGAGCAAACAGCAAUAACGUGAAAUUGGGUUAAACAAGUGAACAAAUUCGAUCAAGUUUACCGCAUUUCAAAUCGGACAUUUGUUAGGUACUCUUGGACAUUUCACGUACCUACAGUUAGCCAUAUGAUGGUGCAGACCUAAUUAUGGUGUAUCCUCAAAAACUGUUCGGUAUGAAUCCAAGGAAAGCGUCGACGGAAACGUUCCGGAAGCAAAAUUAUUGGAUGACAAACCCCCAACGGGAGCACGCACCAUGGUAUAUCUGGGAUUCCAAACAGACGGUAGCCAGAAGUAGGAGUGAGGAAAGACCCCCUCGCCAUGAGGUAUACGAUAUGAAGUCCUUUGGGAACGAUGUCCGGGAGUACCUUCUGACGUCGACGUUGCAUGGUCUUCGCUAUAUUGGAGAGAAAAAGUUAACGUGGUUUGAAAGGAUUUUUUGGCUGGUCGCUUUCGGAUUCUCACUGGUCUGCGCAGCCUUCUUCAUUCUGAAUGUAUACGCAAAAUGGCGUCUGUCACCAAUGAUCGUGAGCAUCAACCCUCAGAACAUGCCCUUGGAAGAAUUGCCCUUUCCCGCCCUCACCAUUUGUAACGUAAACCAAGCAAAGAAGUCCGUCGCAGAACGUUACUUGAAAUCUGGCGAUCAUGUGGACAAGAAGCUGCUGCAAAGUUUGUGCGUGCCGCAAAAUGACGCCGACAUAUUCGAGGACGAAAUCGCUGAGAGCGCUGAUUGGGAUCACACCAGAUCAUUUCUAAUUAAUGUAACCCAGCCGUGUACGGAGAUGAUUCCGCUAUGCAAGUGGAACUCCGAAGUGAAGAGCUGCCAGGACCUGUUCAACGCUCAGCUGACGGACGAGGGCCUCUGCUGCACCUUUAACGUCGUGCACCGGGACAAAAUGUUCCGAAACCCGAAGUCCCUAAACGACCUGAACCUGACAUUUCCAUUGCCAGCGGUAGACUGGACUCCCGAAGAUGGCUACCCACCAGAUGCGCCUCAAAACGGGUUUCCUUGGAGGCCCAAAGGUGUCGGAACCAAUCAUGGCCUUUCUUUAGUGUUGGAUGCUAAUAUUGAAGAAUAUUAUUGUUCAUCAACCAAGAGCACUGGAUUCAAGAUACUUCUCCACAACCCAACGGAGACGCCCAAAAUGGCAAACCUGGGCGAGAUCUACGGCAGCGGCAUUGAGGCGCGGGUGACCAUACAGCCGCGAAUCCUGGACGCGCAGCCAGCUCUCAAGUCCAUUGAUGUGUCGAAGAGGCUCUGUCUGUUCUCUAGCGAAAAGGACUUAGUAUUUUAUAGGACUUACACUUUGAAGAACUGCGAGAUGGAGUGCGAAGCCAAAGGAAUGUUGGAUUUGUGCGACUGUGUUUUCUAUUAUAUGCCGAAGAACAAAACAACUCGGGUUUGCGGCAAGGCGGACGCAAAAUGUUACAGUAACACAUCCAUAAUAGCUCCUAAAAGGAAGGAAUGCGACGAAUGCCUGCCCGCUUGCACAGAAAUCGCGUUCUUUGAGCGCAUGAGCACGGCUCCGCUUAACAGCGCGGGAGUGAAGGCGCUGGCCAAGCUGGUCGCCAAGCCUGUGGACUACUUCACGAAAAAUAUGCUGGUGGUACAUUUUUACUUCGAGGAUGACACGUUCAUAAGAUUGACCAAAGGGGAGAUAUUUGGCCUCACUGAAUUUCUUUCCAACACCGGCGGGCUGCUGGGGCUGUGCAUGGGGUUCAGCAUGAUGAGCGCGGUGGAGCUGGUGUACUUCGUGACGCUGCGCGCGCUCUGCAUAGCGAGGGAGCGUCGCCCUGCGCAGCCCUUCACUAAAUAAAUUGUUGCUAAAUUCAUUGCUUAAUUUUAUCAUCAUCACGGAAGUUUGCGUUCCUUCCGUGAUGAUGACAAAAUUACUAGAAAAUUAUAAAAUAUACCAUCUGAGUAAUCGCAAACGUUCAGAGUGUAUACUUUUCUUUGAGGAUCAUUGUACAUUGGAAAUAUGGAAUUAUAAUAAAAGAACAUAUAUAUUAAAUAAAAAAAUCCUUAU